Messenger RNA from Rosa rugosa (rugosa rose), 966 nucleotides. Its product is annotated as ethylene-responsive transcription factor ERF039-like. Lineage: Eukaryota; Viridiplantae; Streptophyta; Magnoliopsida; Rosales; Rosaceae. The coding region runs from base 50 to 595 and encodes 181 amino acids. Gene Ontology annotation, molecular function: DNA binding; DNA-binding transcription factor activity. The transcript has a single exon. Gene Ontology annotation, biological process: regulation of DNA-templated transcription. The record is from RefSeq and is a predicted model, not a curated record.
CUUUUUUCACCAUGGAAGAAGAGCGAUCACCACCCUCUUCUUUUAAGACAUGGAAUCAGCAAGAACUCAAAAAGAGGAGCGGAAAAGAGUGAGCAAUGGGAGUGAGGAAGGCAGUAAGCAGAAACCAAUGUAUAGAGGAGUUCGAAUGCGUCAAUGGGGAAAAUGGGUAUCAGAAAUCAGAGAGCCAAGAAAGAAGUCGAGAAUAUGGCUCGGAACGUUUAUUACGGCCGAAAUGGCAGCUCGAGCUCACGACGUUGCAGCUCUGACGAUCAAAGGCCGCUCGGCUCAUCUCAACUUCCCUGAGCUAGCUCAGGAACUUCCUUGUGCCGCUAGCUCAUCGCCGAAAGACAUUCAAGCUGCUGCAGCUAAAGCUGCUGCUCUUAGCUACCCUAGAUGCAGCAGCAGCAGUCAUGAAGCUCAUGAAUCCAAAACCGAACCGGCUCAAGAUUCAUCAUCUUCAUCAAUAAUAAAUGAUGACACGUUUUCUGACCUUCCUGAUCUGCUGUUAGAUGUUGGAAAAUAUCGUAGUAAUCAUGAGUAUUUUUCGCUUGUGGAUACAAGUCUCGGGCUAGAAAAGCCUUUCUUAUGGGAUUAGAGAGCAAUAUAUUGAACUGCCAUAACCACCAGCUCAGUGAUUCCAUAUUUGGACUCAGGAGUACAAUGCUAGAGUGAUCGAAGAAGAUGGUGGAAGGAGGAUGAAUUCAAACUCUGGCCUUCAAGGUAAACACUCUACUCACUACUGAGGCUACAAGAUCACUGCAUGCAGAACGCUCAAUGCUAAGUUUCUACAGAUUGGAUUACGUACUAGCUAUAUGGAAAUGAUGAUUAUAAUGAAAGGAAGCUAGAAGUUAGUGAAACCUUUCCAUGUAUUGUUCCUUUUGUUUUUUAGAAUUCAUGUACUCUUCCUUUUGUUCCUAAACCCUAUAUGUGUGUGUAUAUAUCCUUUCCAUAUAUACGGCGGCUAAA